Messenger RNA from Penicillium chermesinum, 438 nucleotides. Its product is annotated as glutamine-hydrolyzing asparagine synthase. NCBI's taxonomy places the organism in Eukaryota, Fungi, Ascomycota, Eurotiomycetes, Eurotiales, Aspergillaceae. Bases 1 to 438 code for a protein of 145 amino acids. The transcript has a single exon. The record is from RefSeq and is a predicted model, not a curated record. Gene Ontology annotation, molecular function: asparagine synthase (glutamine-hydrolyzing) activity.
AUGAGCGAUAAACUGCUCGCAUGGUAUCCCAGCGCCACUCUUUUUGCGACUUGGGUACAAGCACGGCACGGCAGCGAUGAUUGCCGCAGAACCGUUCUGAACUCGUAUCCAAAGACCGUCCAAGCCAAGAUGCGCUCGAGAUGGCAUCCUCUCCAUACCUCCAUGCACAUGUGGAACAAGAACUCGUUGGCCAAUGUCUCGCUGUCAUGCCUGGGCGAUCGCACGGAGAUGGCGCACAGUGUCGAAGCUCGCACGCCAUUCGUCGACCACCACCUCACCGAGUAUAUCAACCGUUGGCCUCCGAGCGCCAGGUCGGCACCGAUCGACCUCUUAGUGCUAGGGGACUCAUCGAAUCUACUCCGAUAUGGAAGUCCUACCACCACUCUGUUAUUCAAGGUAACUGGGACAGCGCUAUGCUCUGGUGGGGCUGGAUACUAG